GCAGCAAAACUAUCAAUUUGUAAAGCCACUGGAUACUUACAUUUAAUAUUGUAAUACUUUAGUGUUGUUUAUAGGAAGUGGAGUUACAAAUAAAACGUAUGGCGUUCGACCACAAAUUGAAAAGGGGAAAACUUUAUAUAUUUGACAUAUUUCACAUUUUGCCUCGUUGUUAUUAAGUAAAAUAUAAUAUCCCCAAACCAGACUUCUCUUGCGUUCGGACUGGGCCGCCACCGUGGCCAUGCUUGUUUGUGUUUGUUUGGAUUGGAACGGGGGGCGGAGGAGGAGGGCUUGGCUUGUGAGAAAAGGGGGCGGGAGCAGAGCAGAGCAGGACACGCCGGUGCAGCAGGCGGAAGGAAAAGUAGUGCUAGCAUGAGUGCAAGUCGUCAAAUUGGAGCAGAAAAAAAAUGAGGAAAAAUAUUAUUAAAUAAUUGUAAGUAUCGAUAUUUUAGCUAGGAAGAUCGAUACUCAAAAAUGAGCAGCCUGGAUCGAUAUAUCGAUAUUUCGGUAUCGAUCCGCCCAUCCCUAUUAUGGAGUCUGCUACCACAAGCCGUGAAGCUGACCGGCCGGCGGCGGCCUCGUCGACUAAUAAUACCGAGUUGACAGCAAGUGUGCGGUUUUGCCUCACUAGUACUGUCAUGCUCUCCUGCCAACAUGCCAAAGUCUUCCCACCAAUGAGGACAAAAAGCAUCUCAUAGUCUGACGACAAUUUCCUUCCCUGUGUUUUUUUCUCUUGGUAUGGCGCCGUGAGUGGCUGCCUCCCAGCAGUGUUCUCUCUUUUCCUCUUUAUUUCCUUAUUUUCUCCUUUUUCUUUCUGUCUUUUUGUCCAUUCGGCGAUGCUGGUGCCUUCUACCGCACCUCGGUACCUCUUCGGAUCGGAUAUUUUAUUUUAUUUAUUUUUUCUUCCUGGGACCGGACCGGGAUCAUCGGUCGAGGCCGGCGUAACUCUACGACGGCUUCCUGCUUAUCCGACCAGUGAUGACCGGGUCCCUCGCAUUGGCCUUGCAGCCGCAACACCUGUGGGGAGUCCGCUCCCUCGUGCUCGUCGGAACCGACGACUUUCGCCAUGCUAGCCCCGUGGUGGCCAUCUGCACGUCCCCCGACAGGGUGCCCGGGACGCUGCUCACACGUUCGCCUGCUUUGUGAUGUUUUCACCGAUUCACCACCACGGUCCAUUGGGCGCCGUUGAACUGGACUGCCCUUACACCUGUCGAUGGACCCCGUGGAGGCUAUUUUGUGUGUUUUGGGGUGUUCUCUUGUAUUGAGGGGUGCUAGGUGGCCGCUGUUGCUUUUUUUUUCCUUUGUCUUUUAGCUUUGAUUUGCUUUGAUGGCUUUUAUCUUGUGCACUUUCUGACUUUCUUUGUGGCGCCGUUGUGUGGCAGCCUUGUGAGAGCCUAUUGAGUUGCGCUCAUGCCAUCUGUGUGUUUUUUGUAUACCCACUCUGUGGUAUGGAUACUGCUGGGGCCUGAAUUUCCCCACCCCUGGGGAUCAAUAAAUAUUCAAUCAAUCAAUCAAACCAGUGGCAAGAAGAAGGAUGGGGACCUGGCGGCGGCCAUGUCGCGGGCAGGGGCGCUGGAAAGUCAGCUGAACCAGAGUGCGGCUGCGCUGUCCACGGCGCUCAGCCAGAACGCCGCGCUCUCCGCCGACCUGCUUGAAGUCAAGAAUCUUCUGGCUAAGGCAGAGGACAGCCACGCCAUCGCCAAGCGGCAGCUGGAGGCAGAAACCUUGCGGCGUGUGGACUUGGAAAACCGCUGCCAGACUCUCAACGAGGAUCUGGAGUUCAGGAAGACCGUUUAUCAGGAGGAAGUUCGCGAAUCUCGCUGCAGCCAAGAGCAGAGAAUUGUUGAGGUGGACUCAGGAUCCAAGCAGGACUAUGAGUUCAAACUUGCACAAGCUUUACAGGACCUGCGCGAGCAGCACGAUGAGCUAGUGUCUCAGUACAAGGGCGAACUGGAGCAGACCUUCCAGGCCAAGCUGGACAACGCCAAGGUGUCGUCUGCAAUGAACGACAAGGCCAUGUGCACAGCCCGAGAGGAGGUGCAGGAGUCUCGAACGAGAAUUGAAACUCUGAGCUAUCAGCUGAGCGCCCUGCAGAAACAAGCAGCCGCCGCCGCCGAGGAUCGUGUCCGGGAGCUGGAGGACAUCUUGGCAUCGGAGCGGGACAAGUACCGGCGCGUCAUGGAGGUCAAUGAGGACGAGAUGAACGACCUGCGCGAGCGCAUGAACGCGCAGCUCUCUGAGUACCAGGAGCUGCUGGACGUCAAGCUCACAGUAGACAUGGAGAUCAAUGCCUACAGGAAGCUCCUGGAUGGCGAGGAGCACAGGCUCAAGCUGUCUCCCAGCCCAUCUUCGCGCGUCACCAUCUCCAGGGUGACAGGCUCAUCCUCGUCCCGCACCUCCAAACGAAGGAGGACAGACCUGGAGUCGGGCGACCACAAGCGUGGCGAGGAGCUGCUGCUGGCGUCUGAGGAGGAUGCGGCGAGCGGCGGCGUCUCCAUCUCGCCCACCGACAUGAACGGCAACAAGGUCACGCUGGCCAACGACACGGAGCAGGACCAGCCGUUGGGGAACUGGAGACUGAAGAGACAAGUGGACGACGCUGUCGAGAUCGUCUACAAGUUCUCACCAGAGUUUGUUCUCAAGGCCGGACAGACUGUCACGGUGGGGUUUGCACAUGCUGACGUGGCCCAACGUCUGCCCACUGAUCUCCUGUGGAAAAGCCAAGCUUCCGGGGGCACAGGAAGUGACAUUACCACCACCUUGGUGAACUCUGACGGCGAGGAAGUGGCCAGACGCAGUGUCAGCAAGAAGGUGGAGAAUGGAGAAGAAGAACAGGAGGACGACGACGACGCGGAGCCAAUUGCGCACAAGAAGGAGAAGCAAGACCUGCAGCACCUCAACGACCGGCUGGCCGUCCACAUCGAGCGGGUACGCUCCCUGGAGCUGGAGAACGACCGGCUGCUGGUGAAAGUGUCCGAGAAAGAGGAGGUCACCACCAGGGAGGUGCGCGGCCUGAAGCAUCUGUAUGAGACCGAGUUGGCAGACACUCGUCAGGUUCUGGACGAAACCGCAAAGCAGCACGCUCGGCUACAGAUCGAUCUGGGCAAAGCUCAGGCGGAGUUGGAAGAGGCCACACGCAGUGGCAAGAAGAAGGAUGGGGACCUGGCGGCGGCCAUGUCGCGGGCAGGGGCGCUGGAAAGUCAGCUGAACCAGAGUGCGGCUGCGCUGUCCACGGCGCUCAGCCAGAACGCCGCGCUCUCCGCCGACCUGCUUGAAGUCAAGAAUCUUCUGGCUAAGGCAGAGGACAGCUACGCCAUCGCCAAGCGGCAGCUGGAGGCAGAAACCUUGCGGCGUGUGGACUUGGAAAACCGCUGCCAGACUCUCAACGAGGAUCUGGAGUUCAGGAAGACCGUUUAUCAGGAGGAAGUUCGCGAAUCUCGCUGCAGCCAAGAGCAGAGAAUUGUUGAGGUGGACUCAGGAUCCAAGCAGGACUAUGAGUUCAAACUUGCACAAGCUUUACAGGACCUGCGCGAGCAGCACGAUGAGCUAGUGUCUCAGUACAAGGGCGAACUGGAGCAGACCUUCCAGGCCAAGCUGGACAACGCCAAGGUGUCGUCUGCAAUGAACGACAAGGCCAUGUGCACAGCCCGAGAGGAGGUGCAGGAGUCUCGAACGAGAAUUGAAACUCUGAGCUAUCAGCUGAGCGCCCUGCAGAAACAAGCAGCCGCCGCCGAGGAUCGUGUCCGGGAGCUGGAGGACAUCUUGGCAUCGGAGCGGGACAAGUACCGGCGCGUCAUGGAGGUCAAUGAGGACGAGAUGAACGACCUGCGCGAGCGCAUGAACGCGCAGCUCUCUGAGUACCAGGAGCUGCUGCGGCACUAGGGCUCAAGCUGUCUCCCAGCCCAUCUUCGCGCGUCACCAUCUCCAGGGUGACAGGCUCAUCCUCGUCCCGCACCUCCAAACGAAGGAGGACAGACCUGGAGUCGGGCGACCACAAGCGUGGCGAGGAGCUGCUGCUGGCG
Molecule: messenger RNA, 4019 nt
Organism: Syngnathus typhle (broad-nosed pipefish)
Lineage: Eukaryota; Metazoa; Chordata; Actinopteri; Syngnathiformes; Syngnathidae
Product: lamin-B2-like
Exons: 19
Coding region: 1408-3879 (823 amino acids)
Source: RefSeq, a predicted model, not a curated record